AUGCGCGCUUUUGAGACCGUUUCUCGCGCGCAACUUCAACACACGCGCUCCUCCGCAUCGAAAAUCCGUUUAAAGAGGCGCAAAACCGUUCGACGAGGACGUGUUGCGGUCGUUUCGAGCGCAAAAGAGGAGGACGAUGACGAGGAGGACGACGAACCGCCGCCGGAAGUGUUACCAUACAUCGGCGGCGACUUGUUACCGAAAGAAACGGAGACGCAUACAUCCGGCUACGUCGCCAUCGUCGGACGUCCAAACGCCGGGAAAUCGACUUUAUUGAACAAAAUCUUAGGCACAAAACUUUCCAUCGUGACGAAGAAACCGCAAACGACCAGACACCGGAUUUUAGGCGUUCUGAGCGACGAAGAAUCGCAGAUGGUGCUGUUGGAUACACCUGGGGUGAUGCGAUCCGCGUUUAAUAAGCUGGACGAGACGAUGUUGAAAUCGGUGCGAUCUUCGGUGAAAACGGCGGAUUGUUUGAUCAUCGUUAUAGAUGGGGACGCGAAAGAGACCGCGGAGAAAGAUUUUGAGAACUUGUUGGAUGUAGACGUGAUCGGGAAGGUACCGACGGCGGUGUGCGUGAAUAAGUGCGAUAGGAUUAAAGACGUGCAAAGGAUUAAGGAGUUGAUGAAGUAUUUUAGGCAAGUUGAGGGUGUUUCAGAGGUGAUUCCGAUUUCAGCCUUGAACGAUACCGGCGUGAAAGAAGUCGUUCAAUGGGCGAAGGGGAAGUUACCGGUUGGACCGUCUUAUUUUUCCAAGGAGUAUUUAUCGGAACACCCGGAGCGGUUCUUCGUGGCGGAAAUCAUUCGCGAGAAGAUAUUCGAGCUGUAUUCGCAAGAGGUGCCGUACUGCUCGUCGGUUUGGGUGGAGGAGUUGAAGGAGAGGAAACCGCCGGCGAAGGAUUUGAUUCGGGCGACGAUUUACGUCGAGAGGCAAUCGCAGGUUGGUAUCGUCGUCGGCGAAGACGGCGCGGCGAUGAAAAAGUUGAGCACGGAAGCGAGGAAAGAUAUCGAAGUGUUUUUAGAGAGAGGAGUGUUUUUAGAGAUGAAGGUGAAAUCGAAACCGGGGUGGCGAUCGAACGAUAAGUCGUUGACGGAGUUUGGUUUGGAAGAUCCGAAUAAGACGAGUAACCCGGAUUUUCGAGAAUAA
Molecule: messenger RNA, 1146 nt
Organism: Bathycoccus prasinos
Lineage: Eukaryota; Viridiplantae; Chlorophyta; Mamiellophyceae; Mamiellales; Bathycoccaceae
Product: GTP-binding protein Era
Exons: 1
Coding region: 1-1146 (381 amino acids)
Biological process (GO): ribosomal small subunit assembly
Molecular function (GO): GTP binding; rRNA binding; ribosomal small subunit binding
Source: RefSeq, a predicted model, not a curated record